AUGUGGGUACGAAGGUGUGCAACCAUUGAGAAUGGUUGGGAACCUCCAACAAAGGAAAUUAAAGGAAGUGGAAAAGAGGUUGAAGGUGAAGGCCAGUUGACAACAAAGGUUGUAAUUAAGGCAAACACGGAGUGGAUUGAUGAAGAAAAUGAUAUGAGCGCCUACAAUCAAAAGGGUCUCAACUCCAUCUUCACUGCUGUAUCAGCUGAAAAUUUUGAGUUUAUAUGUCAUUGCAAAACCUCAAAGGAGGCUUGGGAUAUUCUGGAAAUUACUCAUGAAGGAAAUGCCACUGUCAGAGAAUCCAAACUUCAACAACUGAGUUUUAUGCUAGAUUGA
Prunus armeniaca (apricot) is the source of this 336-nucleotide messenger RNA. The record is from the annotation of a GenBank genome assembly. Lineage: Eukaryota; Viridiplantae; Streptophyta; Magnoliopsida; Rosales; Rosaceae.